This is a messenger RNA of Solanum dulcamara, 861 nucleotides long. RefSeq lists its product as uncharacterized. The transcript has a single exon. Bases 1 to 861 code for a protein of 286 amino acids. Lineage: Eukaryota; Viridiplantae; Streptophyta; Magnoliopsida; Solanales; Solanaceae. The record is from RefSeq and is a predicted model, not a curated record.
AUGGAUGAUACAACUUUUCAAAUCAAUAUGGAGGAAUUCAAGCUUUUUCAUAAUAUUGAUCGAACACUUUAUUAUAUCCUUGUCAUUGACCUUAAGCGUGAUCCUUUUGAAUCAAUGCAUACUUUGGCAUUAUGGAUUUGGUUGGAGCGAAUUUGUCGUUUUACCAAUAUUAUCAUAAAGAUCUUGUCUUUACCUCAUCUUCUUAUUAAUCAACUUGCUGAUGAGGUUGCAAUCUGUCUCAGAUGCAUUGAGAACAGUCAAUUUAUGUCCUCAAUUUAUGCAAGUGAGAUUCCACUAACUCAAAACCUCAUUUCGAAAGAGUUCUCUAUUCUAUUUUUUCAUCAAAAUCGGAACAGAGCAUUCAAUGGGAUAAAGAAAAUUGUAAUUGAAGUUUGUUACAUAGCAUUAUCAGAUAUUAUGGAGGAAGCCCUACAAAUAAAUUUUGAACAAACCUUGAUGGAAAGAAACAUGACAAUGGUUCCACCUCUUUGUGAGUCAUCUUUAAUCAGAAGAAUUUCUCAGCUGGGACUUGGUGGUGAUAUGUCUCCCUGGAGGAUGAAGGAACAUAAUGUACCUUACGAAGAACGGACCAUGUUUGUUACUUUUUCCAAAGGUUAUCCUGUUGCAGAAUGGGAAAUUAGGGAAUUUUUUACAAUGAUUUUUGGAGAUUGCAUUGAGUAUAUUCUAAUGCAGAAGGUGAAGUCCCAUGAACAGGCUCUUUAUGCCCGAAUUGUGUUUGCUAUGCCUGGAAUUGUAGAAUUUAUUCUCAAAGAUGAGUCCAAAGCUAAAUUUAGUAUCAAAGGGAAGCAUGUAUGGAUGCGAAAAUUUAUUCCAAAAACUAGAAACUCUUCCUUACCAUAG